Cylindrotheca closterium is the source of this 5358-nucleotide messenger RNA. NCBI's taxonomy places the organism in Eukaryota, Bacillariophyta, Bacillariophyceae, Bacillariales, Bacillariaceae. The record is from the annotation of a GenBank genome assembly.
AUGGUGUACAAUCCAGUAUACCCUCAGCCCUUCAAACGAAGAAUGGUAGCCGCUAGUAGUAGUCUUCUAGCCAUAGUCGCACUUUCGUCAAUAGCUUCCACGACUGGUGCUCCAGUGGUGGAGACUCCACUCUUUGGCUUCCAAACAGGCCCACUGGAAGGCCCACUCUAUGCUGGAGAACUCUUUUAUGAUGAUUCUACCGAUAAAAUCUAUAUUUCUGGAGAGAUUUACCAGGCAAAUUCUCAAGCACCCGAGUCCGAAUGUCUCCUGAUGACCUUUGAUCGCAAUACGCUGGACCUGAUCAAGUCCAAAGCGUAUGGCAAUCCCAAUACUCUGGAUUUCUGUUCUUCCAUGACUCUUUCCAGCGAUAAUCAUCUGAUGGUGGUAGGAAACUCGGCACCCGGCGGAUGGUCAGAUCAAUUCAAAUUGACCAACACAAACGGAAGCAACAAGUUGAAUGGAUUCAUGGCCGUCUUGAACAAGGACGACUUAUCGGCUGUUUCCUCCACUCACAGCGGAUUGAUGAUGGAAACAGCUGACCUAAAUACCAACAUUCCGUAUCCACGAGAUAUCUUAUCAGAUGACAAUGGAAACGUUUGGGUUGUCUCCUUGACCAGUACCGAUUCUAAUGCAAACCCUUCCGAGAGUGCUUUUGCCGAUUGGUUGACCGAAGAUAUUCAAUACGGAUCUUCUACCUAUAUGACUAUUACCAAGUUUAGUUACGGAACCAGUGCCGGUCAUUCCAUUUCAGGCAUUUCAACCGGCAGUAAUCAUCUCAGUAUGGAUUUUACCAAAGAAUACCCAGUCGAUACACCAUCGGAUGGGACUGUUCCACCCCGCGUCUUUGUGGGUGGCCUCUUGCUCAAGGAUAUUGCUCCCGUCACUGUGAAUGCAGCGGCUUCUACCGAGGACAAAGAAACGGAAUUUCUGGUCGUUGCCGGUUCGACUCGGGGCAAGGGAACUGGUUAUGGACAAUCCCAAGGAACAGACGAAGAUGGAUUUCUGACCUUGAUUGACAAGACUACUGGCAAUUUGCUAGACCUGACUAGCCCAGUCGCCGUGGCCGCGGGUAUUACUACCAACAAUGCCCGGAUUGGGACCUAUGCCGAUGAUAUCAUUACGGGACUUUGUAACGACCCCAACGAUCCUGAUUCCUUCUUCAUUGUCGGUGCCACACAAGCCCGAUUCGGCGACGCCCUCCAAGAUGAUGCUGGACCCAAUAUUCCCGAAACUAGUCUUCGUGGGUUCAUCAGCAAGAUUAGUUUGACCGAUCUCAAGGCCAAGUGGACUCGCCAUUUCAAGGCUGUCCAACCAAAUCCAUCGCAAGUUUCGGAAGUCUAUGCCAUGGACUGUUUGGUCGAUGAUGAUCAAAUCUUUGUCAGUGGUAAUGUCGAAUCUGGAGGCAGUGUUUACGAUGUUUCCAAAGACCGACAACUUCCUGCCAAGGGAGGCUCCGACAUGUGGUUUGCCGCCAUGGAUCUGUUUACCCUUGAAGUAGAUUGGGUGCGACAGAUUGGAACUGUCAAGGAUGAUCGAUUGGCCGAGCAUGGCAGUAUGGAUAUGACGGAGGAUUUGCUGAUGGUAUUGGGUGAAACCAAUGGAAACUUUUAUCGCGAGCGUGCUGCCGACGAGAAGGAUGCCAGUACGGAUAUUGUGCUGAUUGCCCUUGGCACGGAUACCGGACGUCACAAACAUCCCAUUGGACAAAAGGGUGACCAAAUUAUUAAGGCUCCCGAUGAAGAGGACGAAGACGAUGAUUGGAACAACGCUGAUGAUGACGAUGACAGCGUUGUUGGUCAAAUCAAGUGGGAACCACGAGGAGCUCAAUUGAAGGGUCCUUUGUACGCAGGUGGUAUGGUGUACGAUUCGGAAAAGCACAUGGUCGAAUUCACAGGAGGUUCGUACCUGGAGGAAAAUAACAAGUCCAUGUGCUUCACUGGAACAUGGGACUUGACUACUGGUCAAGUGAACAAGAUUUAUCUCGCUGGGACUGACUUUUCGGAAGAAGCCUGUAAUGCCAUUGCUUGGAGUCCUACCGAUAACCUCGCCUAUUCGGUUGGUUUCACGGAAUCAACCGAUCAAGGAUUCUUUGACUACAUGACCGCCGGUGCUGAUAGGGCUGAUAAUGUCAAGGUGAUGGGAACCAUUCUGCAAACCAAUGCGAAUGGACGACCCGUCGGAGGUGGUAUAAUCGACCAAGAAGUUGUUCAAUAUCCAGUUGCCGCGGUGACUCAUCCUACAGAAGAUUACAUUUUUGUGGCCAGCAGUGCGUCUACCAACUCGACGGAACAUGGUAACAUGCCCGCUGCAGUGGCCCAUCCAGAUUUGACCACGGGUGGCACUCGCCGCUUUGGCGACAAGUUCUUUGUCGGUGUAUCGAGGUAUCAAGUUAUCCAAAAGCCCAAGACCCCAGCCGAACCGUUGUCUCAGACUUUGGAAGAAAGCUGGUACAAAGCCUACAAUGUUGGAGAUCAUGCUGGAGUCGCAGUGACUGGAAUGGCCAUGGCUGGAGCGGGGGCCAACACUUUAGUUGCCGUUGGUAGUACCAAGGGUUCUGGUUUGCUAUUUGGCAAGAACACUGGAGAUGACUUUGAUGGAUUCGUGCUCAAGAUUAAUCCUGAAAAUGGAGAAGGCCUUACCUUCCAACCAGAGGACAAGGCUUCGACACGAGUCGAUUCGAGCGACCACAAGGAUGACUGGAUCAAUAACAUUUGUGUCGACAAGUUCAAUCCCGACUUUAUAUACAUUGUGGGUGGGACCAAGGGCAAGAUUCGCUCAUUGGACGACGAGCACCAACUUCCAGAAGGAGACAUUCACGCAUGGAUUGCCAAGAUGUCCUUGGAUACUCUUGAUGUAACAUGGGUUAAGCACUUUACCAUGCAGGCCGGUCCUGGAGCAACCAUUGCCGAAGCCUCUGCUUUUGCGUGUUCUAUAGCCCCCGGAGAAGAUACCAAUAGUGUGGUUUAUAUUGCAGGAACUAUUCUUGGAGGUGCUGUUAUGGAUAACGCUAUCGAAGGACAAUCUGGAGGUGGUGACGAUAUGUUCAUCAUUCAAAUGGAUGACGAUGGUCAAACUGUGAACUGGAUCCGCCAGGUUGGUACUGCUGAUGAUGAUCGUUUGGCUGCCAGUGGCGGCCUUGACAUUGAUGCAGAGGGUAAUGCCAUCUUGUACGGAGAGACGACUGGAGCCUUUUAUAGUACGACUGCCAGUGGAACAAAUGACAUAGUUGCUUUCACCAUGCAAAAGAAGGAUGGUGCCUAUUAUGGACUUGGAACCGGAGCACCUCCCAUUACUAUCGGAAGUGGUGGCACUACAGUUCCACCACCAGUUGACCUCGACGGAGAUGGCAUGGAAGAUGUCAAGGUUGUUGAUCCCAAUGAGAAGAGUGACGACGACCACUUGGAUGACGAUGCGCAUGGUAAUGAUGACGACAACAUUGUCCCUGACAAUAUUCUUGCUGUCCAAACUGGACCAGACUCUGGGCCUACGUACGCUGGUGGUAUGGCGUAUGACGAGUGGACCAAUUCAAUUUACUUGACGGGAGCUACCUACGGUUCGUUCACCAAACCUGGAUCCGACAAACGGGAUUCGUCUUACUGCUUCUUUGGAGUAAUGACUCUUCCAUCCUUGGAAUGGAAAGAUCGUGAAACCUUUGGCACCAAUUCUGCCGUGGAAGCUUGCAGUGCCCUUGCUUUGACAAAGAAUGAUAAUAAAUCUGGGGUGGCUAUUGCUGGUUCCACCGAGGCGAACGGAUUACUGACUUCGCAAUCUGAAAAGACCGAUACUCAAUACGAAAUGCUUCUUGACCUAUUGGAUGUAAAUGAUGCUUACGGACUGGUCGGAGGACAAGCCGUCGAUGACGAAGUGAUUCAAUUCCCAGCUGCCAUUGUUAGUAGUGGUGAUACAAUAUAUGUUGCAUCCAUGUUCUCGACUGAUGAGAGAAUCACUGCAGACUACGAUAAAGCGUCACAAGAAUACCCUAAUUUCACUACUGGUGGUAUUGAAAAGUACGGUUCGCAAUAUGGUGUUGCUGUGGAACAAUUCAAGAUCCAGCGUGAGGAUACUACAUUAGGAAGCGGGAUCAUGCAAAAGUCUUUCGUUCGCCAAUGGAGAAGGCCAUUUGAAACGACUGCAAUGUCAUCAGUCUUUGUCUCUGGAAUGAUCGCUGUCGGAAACGAAUUGAUCGUCGUUGGAAGUACCCGUGCGUCACCAAAGGGUAACGACAUGGAUGGCAUCAUGGCUCGAGUGAAUACCGCAGAUGGCAACUUUGUCGGUACUUUGGAAGGAGACAACUCUGUGGCCUACUUUGAAUCUGCGGAUGGAGCCGAUGACUGGAUCAUGAAUGCCUGUGCGGACUCGGAAUCCGCCCAUGAUCACUUUUACGUUGUCGGUGCAACAGCCAGCAAAGCACAAGAUGCAAACACCAUCAAUGCCAUGAUUGCCAAGAUCAGUCUGGAUAAUCUGACCCCAAUUUGGACCAAGGAACUUGAAGUCUUGCAUGCUUCGGGAGAUAUCACCAAGCACGCUGCCGCUGUUGGCCUUGGAUGUGAUGUCAUUCCUGGAAAUCAUGGAAUAUACAUUGCCGGAACCGUUGAAAAUGGGGCUCGAUUGAACUACCCAAGCACCCAAUCCGCAGGCAGAGAUGAUAUCUUUGUUGCCAAGAUCGACCCCACUGAUGGUCGCACCAUUUGGUUGGAUCAAUUUGGAUCAAAUGGCGACGAUCGCUUGGCCCGAGCUGGAGGAGUCAAGGUUAAUCAGAAUGGAAAUGCCGUCGUAUAUGGAGACACCAAUGGUGACUUUUACCGAUGGAAUCCAGAACACAGCCGUGAUCUCUUUGUCGUAGUGAUGGACCAAAAAUCAGGAGCCUUCCAAAAGCCACUAGUUGGAGCUACUUGGCCACCAGACACUUCGGCUCCAAGGGAAUGGUUUGGAGUCAUCAACUUGGAAGGAAACACCAAUACCAUAGCCAUUGUCGUUUCCCUUUUGGUGAUUCUCUGUGUAGUAAUUGGGGUUCUGUGCCUCCGAAACAAGAAGAAAAAAUCCGAGUCCCAAAAGACUUCUAUCUUUGCUUACCUACAACGGUUCGACGUCGAAGACAUUGAUCUUCGUAGGUCACCGCCGGGAGGAUGGCAUGGAACCUACCUGAACAAGCUGGCCUAUGGCAUCAAUGGAGCCGAGAGUGGCUCUCGGGAUCAUCUUAAUCACAGCUAUGACGAAUCACGGCCGUUGACGCAUUCAAGUGUUGUUUCGGAUUCACUAUUUAUGGAUCAGGACAUUGAUACGCCAGCAAGCUAUGACAACUUGCAAAGGCACUACAGGGAUGGAAGUGAAAGCAGACCCGGGAUGGAAAUCAUCUAA